AUUAAAUGGUGCCAUUAGAAAGUGCAACUUGUCCUGCAAAAAAUAAGCCCUCAUACAGCCGUGUGAAUGGUAAAAGAAACAAGUUAUGGCUCUGAGAAGGCUGGGAGCGAAAAACGAAAACCGCCAAAACAAAAAAAUCGCCAUGUCAGGAAGGGGUUAAUUCACAUACCAUCUCAUCCCUUCAUUGAACUUUGACCUAAACCUUUGCUGAAACAACCAAGAUGCAACCGUGCUGCUCGGUGCACUCUGCACUUUCGGGUUUCGUCAGCUCUGCCCUGUAGUUUCUAUAGAUCCGCACUCUGUAUGUUGGAAAUGUCGCGCAGAGCUGAUGAAACCCAUCAGUAUGGGGUAUGAAUAAUACUUUAACAUUUGUAUGUCUGUAUUUUUUUGUCCUAGGGAAAGGUGCAGCAAGUUUUGAUGAGUUUGGGAAUAAUAAAUACCAGAACCGUAGGACAAUGAGCAGCUCGGACAGAGCCAUGAUGAAUGCGUUUAAGGAAAUUUCCACUAUGGCAGACAGAAUAAACCUCCCCCGUAAUAUUAUUGAUCGGACAAAUAAUUUAUUUAAACAAGUGUAUGAACAGAAGAGCUUGAAGGGUAGAAGUAACGACGCCAUAGCUUCUGCAUGUCUGUAUAUUGCCUGUAGACAAGAAGGUGUACCCCGGACAUUUAAAGAAAUCUGCGCCGUCUCAAGGAUCUCCAAGAAAGAAAUUGGCAGAUGUUUUAAGCUGAUCUUGAAGGCGCUGGAAACAAAUGUGGAUUUGAUUACGACGGGAGUAAUGUCCAGGUUCUGUUCAAUGGGUCUCACCAAACAAGUGCAGAUGGCAGCUACUUACAUUGCACGCAAAGCUGUGGAGCUGGACUUGGCUGGAAGAAGUCCCAUAUCCGUGGCAGCUGCCAUUUACAUGGCUUCACAAGCAUCUGCUGAAAAGAGAACGCAGAAAGAAAUCGGUGACAUAGCCGGUGUAGCUGAUGUCACCAUCCGACUCUACAGACUCAUCUACCCACGGGCUCAGACUUGUUCCUGCAGACUUCAAGUUGACACACCCGUUGACAAUUCUGUCAUUCUGGGCUCUGUUGAGGAGGCGGUCUUAACGGUGAUUGACAGCUAUCUCUGUAUUCAGCCAUAG
Molecule: messenger RNA, 1127 nt
Organism: Bufo bufo (common toad)
Lineage: Eukaryota; Metazoa; Chordata; Amphibia; Anura; Bufonidae
Product: transcription initiation factor IIB-like
Biological process (GO): transcription initiation at RNA polymerase II promoter; transcription preinitiation complex assembly
Cellular component (GO): transcription preinitiation complex; nucleus
Molecular function (GO): TBP-class protein binding; RNA polymerase II general transcription initiation factor activity
Source: RefSeq, a predicted model, not a curated record